This is a messenger RNA of Maudiozyma barnettii, 1890 nucleotides long. It is a transcript of the gene UBA2, whose product is annotated as E1 ubiquitin-activating protein UBA2. Gene Ontology annotation, cellular component: SUMO activating enzyme complex; cytoplasm. The record is from RefSeq and is a predicted model, not a curated record. Lineage: Eukaryota; Fungi; Ascomycota; Saccharomycetes; Saccharomycetales; Saccharomycetaceae. Bases 1 to 1890 code for a protein of 629 amino acids. The transcript has a single exon. Gene Ontology annotation, biological process: protein sumoylation. Gene Ontology annotation, molecular function: SUMO activating enzyme activity.
AUGUCUAGAGACUCAAAUAUUACCAAAAUUAUUGGUGAAGAAAACCUUAAAAAAUUACGUGCAACCAAAUGUUUAUUGAUUGGAGCAGGUGGGAUUGGUUCUGAACUGUUGAAAGACUUGAUAUUGAUGGAAUUUGGUGAAAUUCAUUUAGUAGAUCUUGACACGAUUGAUUUAUCUAAUUUGAAUAGACAGUUUUUAUUUAGACAACGUGAUAUUAAACAACCAAAGUCUACUACAGCUGUGAAAGCUGUCCAGGGUUUUAAUAAUUCUAAAUUGGUACCGUAUGAGGGUAAUAUCAUGGAUACUUCUCAAUUUCCAUUGCACUGGUUUGGUGAAUUCGAUAUUAUUUUCAAUGCAUUAGAUAACCUUGCAGCUAGAAGAUAUGUAAACAAGAUGUCUCAAUUUUUAUCCAUUCCUCUUUUAGAAUCUGGUACCUCUGGGUUUGAUGGUUAUAUGCAACCCAUUAUUCCAAAUGAAACAGAAUGCUUUGACUGUACGAAAAAGGAAACUCCGAAGACUUUCCCUGUGUGCACUAUUAGAUCAACACCUUCACAGCCAAUCCAUUGUAUAGUUUGGGCCAAAAACUUUUUGUUUGCUCAAUUAUUUGCUGCAGAUGUAGCUGUUAACAAUGAUUCUGAAAAUAAGGACUGGGGUACUACUGAUGAGGAUGAAAUCAAAAGAAUCAAGCAGGAGACAAAUGAAUUACAGGAAUUACAAGAUAUCAUUUUAUCUGGAGAUACUACUUUGAUCCCAAACAUCAUUGAAAAGAUAUUUAUUCAUGAUAUUGAAAAGUUACUGAGAAUUGAAAAUUUAUGGAAAACAAGAACGAGACCAACUCCAUUAAAUAGUAGUCAAAUAACAACAGACUUGAUUGACAGAAAUCUUGAUCUAAGUGCUUUAUGGCCUAUUCAAGACCAGAUUCAAAAAUUUAGUAGCAUAACCAGUAAACUAAUGAAACGUAUGAAAGAGGAAGAUAAUCAUAUUGAGUUUGACAAAGAUGACGAGGACACUCUUGAAUUUGUUUCAACCGCAGCAAAUAUUAGAUCACAAAUAUUUAAUAUUCCGUUAAAAAGUGUUUUCGAUAUUAAGCAAAUUGCAGGUAAUAUUAUUCCAGCUAUUGCUACCACUAACGCUAUUAUUGCAGGUCUCUCAUCAUUAGUAUCUCUUCGUGUACUAAGUCUACUAGAUUUUGCCAAGAUAACUAAGCCAACCGACUUGAAUAUGGUUUUUACAGCCAAGGCAAGUAAUAUUUCUCAAAACAGAUAUUUAUCAAAUCCAACUUUAGCAAAACCUAAUUGUAACUGUCCUGUAUGUUCUAAAGUUGUACGUGGAGUCAUGAACAUUCAAUCAGAUAUGUUUAAACACUUGAAGUUGAAGGAUCUUAUUAUUACACUGUCUGAAAAGUACAAUUUCGAUACAGAGGAGUUAUCUAUUUUGGAUACUACAGGUCAAAGAUUGCUGAGUGAUUUUGAUUUUGAUAGUCUGGAUGAGAAAACUUUGGAAGAAAUUAAAGUUCUUCCUGGUUCGGUUAUAUUGGUGACAGACGAAACUGAAGAUAAUAAUGGAAUGGGCUUAAAACCAUUGGAAUUAUAUAUUGAAAGCAGGAAGAUUGAUAGCAGAAAAACAAGUGAUAUUGAAUUACCAGAUAUCAAAAUUCCUUUUGUUAAGAUGACUACUGCGGAGGAAGAGCAUAACGAAAGCUCAACGCAGGAGACUCCAGUAUUGCAGACAAAUGAAGUUAUAACUUUAGAUAUGGAUGAUAAUGAUAAAGACAUCAAAAAACGCAAGUUAUCGGAUGAAUCAUCAGAAGCUACUCAGAACAAAAAGAGUAAACAAGAAGAGGAUGAUAUAGAGAUUAUAGAAGAGGAUGAUAUUAUUGAAUUAGACUGA